CACUUUAUCUUGCACUAUUUUCACGAUUAUAUAAAUCUUUCUUUAGGAAAAGCUUCAGGACAAAAUGGCCGAUACCAAGAACUCUAACAGCCAGGUGCUUGGCUUUGUUGCCGACCUCGCCGCCGGUGGCAUCUCCGCUGGUGUCUCCAAGACCAUUGUUGCCCCCAUUGAGCGCGUCAAGCUGCUGCUCCAGGUCCAGGCCUCGUCUGACCAGAUCACCGCUGACAAGCGCUACAAGGGCAUCAUGGACGCCUUCCGCCGUAUCCCCGCCGAGCAGGGUGUUGGCUCGUUCUGGCGCGGUAACAUGUCGAACGUCAUCCGCUACUUCCCCACGCAGGCGCUCAACUUUGCCUUCAAGGACAAGUACAAGGCUAUGUUCCCCAAGUACAGCCCCAAGACCGACUUCUGGAAGUUCUUCGGUGCCAACAUGGCGUCGGGCGGUAUGGCUGGUGCCACCUCCCUGAUGUUUGUCUACCCCCUUGACUUUGCGCGUACCCGCAUGGCCGUCGAUAUCGGCACUGGCGCCAACCGCCAGUUCACCGGUCUCGGUAACUGCAUCUCCACUAUCUACAAGAAGGACGGCAUGGGCGGUCUGUACCAGGGCUUCGGCAUGUCCGUUGUUGGUAUCAUUGUCUACCGUGCCGCUUACUUCGGUGGUUACGAUACCCUCAAGCAGGUUGUCUUCGGCAACAACAAGAACCCCAACUUCUUUGCCUCGUGGUUGGUUGCCCAGACCGUCACUGUUGUCGCUGGUCUUAUCUCCUACCCCUUCGAUACCAUCCGUCGUCGCCUCAUGAUGCAGUCUGGCCGUGCCGUCAAGCUGUACACUGGCCCCGUUGACUGCCUGCGCAAGCUGUACGCUGAGGCCGGCAUCAAGGUCUUCUUCCACGGUGGUCUCUCCAACAUCAUCCGCGGUACCGGUGGUGCUCUGGUUCUUGUCUUCUACGACAAGCUCCAGGAGUGGAUGGGUCUCAAGAAGUAAGCGAACUUUUAGCCAUACCAUUUUUUUAAAGUUUGAAAAUUUUUUGUUUAAAUAUUCUGCUUGAAAAUUCACAUAAAA
Kickxella alabastrina is the source of this 1060-nucleotide messenger RNA. Its product is annotated as mitochondrial substrate carrier family protein ancA. Bases 65 to 982 code for a protein of 305 amino acids. The record is from RefSeq and is a predicted model, not a curated record. Gene Ontology annotation, molecular function: ATP:ADP antiporter activity. The transcript has a single exon. Gene Ontology annotation, biological process: mitochondrial ADP transmembrane transport; mitochondrial ATP transmembrane transport. Lineage: Eukaryota; Fungi; Kickxellomycota; Kickxellomycetes; Kickxellales; Kickxellaceae. Gene Ontology annotation, cellular component: mitochondrial inner membrane.